Messenger RNA from Arachis stenosperma, 420 nucleotides. Its product is annotated as putative 3,4-dihydroxy-2-butanone kinase. Bases 1 to 420 code for a protein of 139 amino acids. NCBI's taxonomy places the organism in Eukaryota, Viridiplantae, Streptophyta, Magnoliopsida, Fabales, Fabaceae. Gene Ontology annotation, cellular component: cytosol. The record is from RefSeq and is a predicted model, not a curated record. The transcript is spliced from 5 exons. Gene Ontology annotation, molecular function: glycerone kinase activity. Gene Ontology annotation, biological process: glycerol catabolic process.
AUGGUUCCUAUGUUUACUUUACAUAAGCCACAGAGACGACCUCUACAGCUAAGUGAGCAAGGCCAAGUCCUUGAGAUUGCCAUUGAAACCGCUGCAAAUGUUAUUCUAGAUCUUAAGGAUAGCCUAAAUGAUUGGGACAGUAAAGUUGGUGAUGGUGACUGUGGAUCAACUAUGUAUAGAGGCGCAAAAGCCAUUCUGGACUAUCCUCUGAAUGAUGCUGCAGAAACUGUCAAUGAAAUUGGAUCAACAAUUCGAAGAGCCAUGGGAGGAAGCAGGAACAAAUAUACAAUUUUCUGCAAGGCAGCAUAUACACAGCUGAAACCAAGCUCUAGUUCUGUUGUCACGCCAAAACAAUGGGAUGAGGCACUUGCGGCUUCUAUUGCUGCUGUUAGCAAAUAUGGGGGUGCUACUGCUAGUUAG